Messenger RNA from Debaryomyces fabryi, 516 nucleotides. RefSeq lists its product as uncharacterized. Bases 1 to 516 code for a protein of 171 amino acids. The transcript has a single exon. NCBI's taxonomy places the organism in Eukaryota, Fungi, Ascomycota, Pichiomycetes, Serinales, Debaryomycetaceae. The record is from RefSeq and is a predicted model, not a curated record.
AUGAGAUUAUCUAGUGCUGUCGCUUUAUGUGUAUUUAUAUGUUCUGCUCUUACAAGUAAACCGUUCGAGCUCCGUAUGGUAACACAUGAUCCCGAGCUUGACAAUGUUCUAAUAACCAAACAUAAAGAGUACAAUGAGUUAUAUGCUGGAAACAGUACAGCUGUUGAUCCUCUUGGGGAUAUUGUUAGAUUUACUGUAAAUGAUGAUGGGACGCUUCAAAAUGAAGCUGGGGUUAAGUUAUCCGUUCUUUCAAGCGAUGAUUUCCCCGCAUUUGGUUUGUCUUUGGACAAAGAUAAAUACCCUGCUUAUGGCUUUUCAAUUAGAGAUGAAAUAUUGUACUAUAAAGAUACAAAAGCAUUUUCCGCAUGUCCUUUCUUUGUCAGAAACAAAUAUGAAAAUUAUCUCUCAACCGAUUUGAAUUUGCCCUGCAGGAACUACAAUUGCUUUAGGUGUAGUAAAAUGUCACUCAUCUACUACAAGUACAACAACUCCCACUCUUCUCCCGACUUCGGUUAA